Batrachochytrium dendrobatidis JAM81 is the source of this 2915-nucleotide messenger RNA. RefSeq lists its product as uncharacterized. The coding region runs from base 1 to 2337 and encodes 778 amino acids. The record is from RefSeq and is a predicted model, not a curated record. The transcript has a single exon. Lineage: Eukaryota; Fungi; Chytridiomycota; Chytridiomycetes; Rhizophydiales.
AUGGACACUGGGAUGGAUGUGAAUGCUGCAAUCGAUCACCAAUCGUUGAAACAUGCAGUUCCUCAGCAACAACUGCCUUCUAUAAGGCAAUUUUUAUCAUUGGGUCGUGCAAAGAAACCCAACAGCACUGCAGCCAUCAUCCAUACUGCAGCUCAUAGUACUUCUACUAGUCCUACUGGACCAUCUCUCACUCCUACCAAGAGUAGGCUAAGCACCAGCAGUAGUGUUUCCAGCAAUAGCAACAAUCAUACUGCUGCUGUCCCUAUAAAUCAUGACUCGCAAACUCAUUCACCCGAACCACACAGUUCCGAUUCUUCAUUGGAAAAAGAACUUCGUGGUAUUUUAGAAGGUCCUCGAUGGGCCAUAGUUUACAAAGACCUGCCUCGACUUGCCGAUCGAGUACAGAUUCGAAAUUCCGACGGAACAUUGCGACGCCCAAAAAACAUUCAUCAGCAGUAUGUAAUUGGCAAGCCUAGUACUGCUACUGAAGAUAACCCACUGGCGGUCAAGGCGCCAUCUGCCAAUUCCACUCAUUCCAUAAGUUCACUUGGUGUAGCUACAUUGCCACAAGGACCAACAGCCUCAUCCAAUAUUCAGCAGCCAUUAUCCGACCAGAGUACGGCCACUAAAUCUACUGAAGCGAUUAAUACGACUACGGCCACUCAACUGCUAUUAGAUGUAGCUUCUCAGCUGGAACAGCCUGCUAUUGUUUGCGCUAUGCACCAAGCCAUCGUUGACCAUCCCGAUCUUAGUAUUGGCGAUACGUCUGCUGUCAAGUUUCUCAUUGAGCACGUACUGACUCAAAAGUCCCGCACUGCUCGGCUCAUGCGAGCCAUCAACCAGUCGGUAGUUAUCACGGGUACUUGGUAUCUGCAUCAAAAUUUACUGACUCCUGCUGGCGUUCAUGUCAAAGAUGUUCAAGGUGCCGAUGGAUGGAAAGUCCUUCUUGAUUUUCAUAGGGACAGAGCCAUGUUUGUUACUCAUAUUCGACGAGAACAAAGCCUACCAUCAUCGACGGAUGCGUUUGAGUUGGAAUGGAGCAUCCAUCUGUCCUUUGAUGGUGAUGCAGUGUUUCAAGGAGCAAUGCUCAAGCUGUUGUCGUUUGAGAUUGCUCGAGAUCAUCAACACAUGAGCCCUACUCGAGUCAAGGAACUGAUGACCAGAUUCUGUAAUGGCCAUGAAUUGGUAUUGGAGCAGUAUAUCUCGCAACAUUCUGCUACUCUUGGUUCUGCCAUUUCUGGUACUUCUCCCGUUCAGCAACCAUUCAUGUCACUAUCGCGUCCAUCAAAUGUUCACCAACGAGAUACAACUACUUUGCCAUCAUUAUCACCAGCAACUCUUGAAAAACCAAGCCACAGUCCUAGUCUUUUAAAACGAGUCCCUGCCAAUUCUAUGGUGAGUAUUGGAGCCAAUCGUCAAGGAUCCUUUGAAGGUGCUGCUGCUGCUGCUCUUAUUGUCCCUAUGGCAUUUUCUACGCUACCUAAAUCUACUACCAAGCCCAUUCCUGUGCGAUCAUCCUCCGUUGGUGGAUCCAAACAAUGUCCCAAUACAGAAUCUACUCAGCCUUAUAAUGACAGACCAGACACUACUUUAUCUUCAUCAGCUAUUAUUCCUUGCCUUCCUGCAAUUUCUUCGUCACCAUUGCCAUCUCCGACUGCUCUACUGGCCACUGCUUCAGAUGAGUAUGAUGCAUCACAUAUGGCUGACUCCAUUACCACAAAAAGGUCUUUGACCAAGAUCGCCACUCCAUUUAAUAUUCCAGUUCCAAUAUGUCCAUCUCCCAUGAUAUUGUCAUCGCUAUCUCCAUCUCCUGAGCCAUUAGAAGAAAACUCUGUGUUUUUGAAUAAUAGAGUCAAUACAGAUGCUGUAUUGCAUCCUUUUAUACGCGCACCAGAUAAUUGCAUAGACUCAUUACCACAUACUCUUCCACACUCCUUUUCUAUGGCAGUACCAGAAGCACCUGCUGUCCAGCUGUUACCGCCAGGCUUCUUAUCUUCUGCCACUACACUUUUCCCUAAAGAAUCCUCGCAAAGAUCAGAAAAUACAGAACCCGACCUUUUAGCUAUACCUCACAUUAAAGAGAAUAUGCCAACCAUUGAAGUCUCCAAAUCCGAAGCCAGUCUAGAUCAUUACGCUCAUAUGCCAUCCAAUCCACACCUGGCUCCAGCCUUGGAAACUCCGCAAUGUGAUACUUUUCCUCCCCGUCACCAUCGAUCAUAUGAUGAUACACUAUCAUCCAAACACUUGUCUCCAACACGACUUAGGCUUAAAUCGUUUUUAUCGUGGCUGAAACCAGUUUCUGCUGGAUCUGCUCAGUCGAUAAAGCGAAAUGUAUAAAGAAUCAUCUUUUCAAUUAUUGUAGAGUAUAGUCAUGUGUGUUACUUUUUUCCCACUAGAGCUCAUGUUAAACUGAAUGCAUUGAAUGGUGGUCGUAAUAAAGAUACAUACUUGACAAAUUACUCUACGGCUUAUCUGCAAGUAAUGUGUUGGGAUUUACCUACUAAACUCUGCAUUUUCAUCGGUUUGAAGUGAUUUGAUUAAUAUUUACAUCUGUAGCAUAUUUUACAACUGUAUUGACGUAAAGUGAAACACUUGCAGUCCUAUUUUGCUCGAGAAUAAACAAUGGCUAAACAUUCGUUGUUUUUCUACUGGAAAUUGAUUGCUUGAUAAGAAAUCAGUGCACUUUCUGCUUGAAUGAACCAAAAUCUCACCAUAUAAUGCAUUUUCAAAUGGAAGCAAACCAUUCGAGAAACGAUGAGGAAUUAUUUCACCCGUUUUUAUCCAAGUUUUUGACUGUAAACGAUCGACAUGAAUAGUCAAUCUCUAAUGGAUUUGUCAAAAACCGUUAAAGUACUGCUAUAGACUAAAUUCAUAUAUUUAGUUUACUCCAUACAAAUAAACACUGAUUAUAUUAU